GAUGAUUCUAUGCUUCGAAACCCGAGAAUCUCUGGAACUUAAUUUUAGAUUCCGGUCUGAGCGGGGGCGUCCCGUGACGUCACACGGAUCCCGAAAGAGGAAAGUGGCGACCACAGGUGAUUCUUCAAUCCUCUCGGAUUCUCUUCUAAAACCAUCGGAAGAAGAUAAUUUUCUUUGUGGCAGGAAGGAGUAUUUUUCGUCACUUAACGGGAUAUAAGAUCAGUCAAGUGACAGAAAAAGAAUGCAUAACGAACAUGACGAAGAAGAAUAUGAAGGAGAAGAAAUAGACUUGGAUUCCAUAGAAGAUGAACAAACUCUAAUCGAACUGCUGGAUGAAACAGAAGAUGUGGACGAACGGAAACGAAUUCGAGAUAGGCUAAGGAAAGUUCAAUUUGAAAUUAAAGCACAAAGAGAAAAAGACCGACGCCGAAGGGAAGAUGAACGAGAAGCAGCUAUUCGAAAUCGUCUGAAAGAAGCAGAUGAAAAGAAGCGAAAAACUUUACAGAUGUACAGCGAAAUGGCUAAAGAAGGAGGACCACCGGGAUCUAAAGACCCUCGACUCACCAAACAUAUACCCAAUGCGGAACUUGAGAAAGUAGCUGAAACGGGUGACGUUAUUGAAAACAAUCGCAGGGCAGCUGCAUGUUUAAGUGCUAAACGCCUUCAAGAUUCGUGGAGAGACGCUUUCACAUUGACCACACUUUUCAGCGUUGUAGAGUCAAUCUAUCAUAUAUCAGUGCAAUGCAUUUAA
Messenger RNA from Uloborus diversus, 751 nucleotides. RefSeq lists its product as uncharacterized. NCBI's taxonomy places the organism in Eukaryota, Metazoa, Arthropoda, Arachnida, Araneae, Uloboridae. The transcript is spliced from 6 exons. The coding region runs from base 242 to 751 and encodes 169 amino acids. The record is from RefSeq and is a predicted model, not a curated record.